Messenger RNA from Theileria equi strain WA, 567 nucleotides. RefSeq names its product signal peptide containing protein. The record is from RefSeq and is a predicted model, not a curated record. The coding region runs from base 1 to 567 and encodes 188 amino acids. NCBI's taxonomy places the organism in Eukaryota, Apicomplexa, Aconoidasida, Piroplasmida, Theileriidae. The transcript has a single exon.
AUGGUUUCUGCUAAACUCGUAUUCGCUUCUCUCUUUGCUUUCGUAGCCUCAGCCUUCGCUGCUGAACUUGACUUGAAGACCCUCAAGGGAACUGGUGAAGUUAAUGAUCUUGGUUUGUGCAAUGUUGUUGAGGCCCAUGGUUUGCAACUCGCCUGGUUUAAACCAUACGUUGGUAAGGAACUCCAAAGAGUCCACUGCGGUGCUCAUGAGCUCUGGAAGACCGCUGAGGAGGAGCAUGAACUCAACGAACUUCUCGUUCUCUCCAAGUGCAAGGCCGCUGCCUUUGCUGUCCUCUCUGAAUUGACCAAGGCGGGUGGUUUGAAUCACCAUUACUUCGAGCUUGACCCAGAGACUGGUAAUGUUAGAAAGGAGCAUAGUGCUGAUCCCAAGAACUUCAAGGAGGUAUUCCUUCCUCUUGUAUUGACUGCUCUCAAGAAGGCUGGCGCUGUUGAGGCUCUAAAGCCACCAUAUCCAGCUGUUGCCGCUCACUUCUUCUUCCGUCACUUGAGAUUGGCUGGAGAGAAGGCUGCCGCUCAAGCCGGACACAAGCCAGAACUCAUGCAGUAA